Molecule: messenger RNA, 684 nt
Organism: Gallus gallus (chicken)
Lineage: Eukaryota; Metazoa; Chordata; Aves; Galliformes; Phasianidae
Source: the annotation of a RefSeq genome assembly
AUGAACCUAAGCUUCUUCGACCAAUUCUCAAGCCCCUGCCUACUAGGAAUCCCUCUAAUCCUCCCAUCACUCCUUCUUCCAGCCCUCCUACUUCCAUCACCAGGAAACCGAUGGAUCAACAACCGCCUCUCCACCAUCCAACUCUGAUUCACCCACCUAAUCACAAAACAACUAAUAACCCCCCUAAACAAGGCAGGUCACAAAUGAGCCCUCCUACUCACCUCACUUAUCCUAAUACUCCUCUCCAUUAACCUCCUAGGCCUCCUCCCCUACACCUUCACCCCAACUACCCAACUAUCAAUAAACAUGGCCUUAGCCCUGCCACUAUGACUAGCCACCUUACUAACAGGCCUGCGAAACCAACCCUCCGCCUCCUUAGGACACCUACUCCCUGAAGGCACCCCCACCCCACUGAUUCCAGCCCUAAUCAUAAUCGAAACAACCAGCCUACUUAUUCGGCCAUUAGCCCUAGGAGUACGCCUAACAGCAAACCUCACAGCUGGUCACCUACUUAUCCAACUUAUCUCUACAGCCACAAUCGCCCUACUACCAAUAAUGCCAUCAAUCUCCGCCCUAACGGCACUCAUCCUAUUCCUACUAACCAUCCUAGAAGUGGCAGUAGCAAUAAUCCAAGCCUACGUCUUCGUCCUCCUCCUAAGCCUCUACUUACAAGAAAAUAUUUAA